This is a messenger RNA of Pelobates fuscus (common spadefoot toad), 5424 nucleotides long. RefSeq names its product ATPase phospholipid transporting 11B (putative) (gene ATP11B). Lineage: Eukaryota; Metazoa; Chordata; Amphibia; Anura; Pelobatidae. Gene Ontology annotation, molecular function: ATPase-coupled intramembrane lipid carrier activity; ATP hydrolysis activity; ATP binding. Gene Ontology annotation, biological process: phospholipid translocation. The record is from RefSeq and is a predicted model, not a curated record. The transcript has 31 exons. Gene Ontology annotation, cellular component: recycling endosome; endoplasmic reticulum; plasma membrane. Bases 143 to 3640 code for a protein of 1165 amino acids.
GCCACCUGACGGGAGCGCGCAUCGCGGAAGGAGCUGGCGGCCGAGGCCACACACGCAGCGGGGGGAGUUAACGCCGAGCUCAACCGUCUCCUACCCGCAGGGACAUGGCAGCCGGGACUCAGUGACAGCCGCCACCCCGGCCAUGGAUUCCUGGAGGGACUGCGGGCUGGUUCGCUGGGUCUGGCAACAGCUGGGUUGUGACCCUCCAAACCACAGCGAAACACGAACAGUCUAUGUUGCAAACAGAUUCCCCCAACAUGGCCAUUAUGUUCCCCAAAAGUUUGCGGACAACAGAAUUAUAUCAUCAAAAUACACUGUUUUGAACUUUGUCCCUAAGAAUUUAUUUGAACAAUUCAGAAGAAUAGCCAAUUUUUAUUUUCUAAUAAUUUUCCUUGUUCAGCUUAUGAUUGACACUCCUACAAGUCCUGUAACAAGUGGACUUCCGCUGUUUUUUGUAAUCACAGUAACCGCCAUCAAACAGGGAUAUGAAGAUUGGCUGCGACACAAGGCUGACAAUGAAGUAAACGGAGCUCCAGUUUAUGUUGUCCGAAGUGGAGGUCUUGUCAAAACUAGAUCGAAAAACAUAAGAGUAGGUGAUAUUGUCCGUGUAGCCAAAGAUGAGACAUUUCCUGCUGAUCUGGUACUGCUAUCCUCGGACAGAGUCAAUGGUUCGUGCCAUGUUACAACUGCAAGUCUGGACGGAGAGACUAAUCUUAAGACUCACUUUGCAGUACCAGAAACGGCAGUAUUACAGUCUGUUGCAAACCUGGACACAUUAAUAGCAGUCAUAGAAUGCCAGCAGCCAGAAGCAGAUCUGUACAGGUUUGUCGGGAGAAUAACUGUGCGUCAGCAUUCUGAAGAUAUUGUAAGACCUCUUGGACCGGAAAAUUUAUUGCUUCGAGGUGCAAGGUUAAAAAACGCAAAGGAAAUUUUUGGUGUGGCGGUGUACACUGGAAUGGAAGCUAAAAUGGCUUUAAAUUACAAGAGUAAAUCACAGAAAAGGUCUGCUGUAGAAAAGUCAAUGAACACAUUUUUGUUGGUCUACCUGAUAAUUCUCCUAUUUGAGGCCAUUCUGAGCACAAUCUUAAAGUAUGCCUGGCAGGCUGAAGAGAAAUGGGAUGAACCAUGGUAUAAUCACAAAACAGAACAAGAAAGAAACAGUAGUAAGAUCCUCAAAUUCAUUUCGGAUUUUCUUGCCUUCUUGGUCCUUUACAAUUUUAUCAUACCUAUAUCCCUUUAUGUGACUGUGGAGAUGCAGAAAUUCCUUGGCUCAUUCUUCAUUGGCUGGGAUCUUGAUCUUUACCAUGAGGAGAGUAACCAGAGGGCACAGGUUAAUACAUCUGACCUAAAUGAAGAGCUUGGACAGGUGGAAUAUGUAUUUACGGACAAAACGGGGACACUGACAGAAAAUGAGAUGCAGUUUCGUGAAUGCUCAGUAAACGGAAUUAAGUACCAAGAGAUCAAUGGCAAACUUGUGCCUGAAGGAGUGACUGUGGAUUUUCCAGAUGGGCCUACUACAAGCUUAAGCAUGGAGGAGGAACUCUUCUUCAAAGCAGUCUCCUUAUGCCACACAGUCCAAAUAUGUCACGACCAAGUAGACGGCUCGGUAGAUGGUUUUCAAUGCUCAAACGGCAUAUCCCAACAACAAGAAUACUAUGCCUCUUCACCAGAUGAAAAGGCUCUAGUUGAGGCAUCCAGAAGAAUGGGUGUAGCAUUUUCUGGCACUAAUGGAGACAUUAUGGAAAUCAGAACGCUUGGCAAGCAUGAAAGGUUUAAGCUUCUUCAUGUCUUGGAGUUUGAUGCAAAUCGUCGCCGGAUGAGCGUUAUUGUUCAGAGUCCAUCUGGAGACAAAAUACUUUUCACCAAAGGAGCUGAGUCCUCUAUCUUCCCCAAUACAAAAAGUGGGGAAUUGGAAAGAACCAGGGUGCAUGUGGAUGAUUUUGCCUCAAAAGGGCUUAGAACAUUGUGCAUUGCCUAUCGGAGGUUCACAGCAGAAGAAUACUUAGAAAUUGACAGGCGGCUGCACGAGGCAAGGACAGCAUUACAACAAAGGGAAGAUCGCCUAGCAGAUGUAUUCGACUUAAUCGAGAGAGACCUGGAGCUGCUUGGGGCGACAGGUGUUGAAGACAAACUCCAGGAAAAGGUACAGGAAACAAUAGAGUCCCUCCGUGUGGCAGGGAUUAAAGUCUGGGUGCUCACAGGAGACAAACAUGAGACCGCUGUGAGCGUCAGCUUAGCCUGUGGACAUUUCCACAGAACUAUGAACAUUCUUGAACUUGUGCAACAAAAAUCAGACCGUGACUGUGCGGAGCAGCUUAGACAACUUGCAAGAAGAAUACAAGAUGAUCAUAUUAUUCAACAUGGGCUGGUUGUGGAUGGAGCCAGUCUUUCUCUUGCACUCAGGGAACAUGAAAAGCUGUUCAUGGAAGUUUGUAAGAGCUGUUCUGCUGUGCUGUGCUGUCGCAUGGCACCUUUACAGAAAGCAAAGGUAGUCAGACUAAUAAAAAUAUCUCCAGAAAAACCCAUCACUUUAGCCAUUGGAGAUGGAGCAAAUGAUGUCAGCAUGAUACAGGAAGCUCAUGUGGGCAUAGGAAUCAUGGGGAAAGAAGGACGACAAGCUGUAAGAAACAGCGACUAUGCAAUUGCAAGGUUUAAAUUCCUUUCAAAACUGCUUUUAGUGCAUGGUCACUACUACUACAUUAGAAUAGCUACUCUUGUACAGUACUUUUUUUAUAAGAAUGUGUGCUUUAUUACACCACAGUUUUUGUAUCAGUUCCUUUGUUUAUUUUCCCAACAGACACUGUAUGACAGUGUUUACUUGACGUUAUACAAUAUUUGCUUCACCUCGUUACCUGUUCUGGUAUACAGUCUUUUUGAACAACAUGUGCAUCCACAUGUAUUACAGACCAAACCUGCUCUCUAUCGAGAUAUUAGUAAAAAUGCCCUGCUUGGUUUUAAACCGUUUCUUUACUGGACAUUUUUGGGCUUUGGGCAUGCCUUUGUCUUCUUUUUUGGAUCAUACUUCCUGAUGGGCGAAGACACUUCUCUGCUUGGAAAUGGCCAGAUUUUGAAGCCUUACAGGCAACUGAUGUUUGGUAACUGGACAUUUGGAACAUUGGUGUUUACGGUUAUGGUUAUUACAGUGACCAUGAAGAUGGCUCUUGAAACUCAUUUUUGGACAUGGCUAAAUCACUUUGUUACAUGGGGUUCGAUUGCAUUUUACUUUAUAUUCUCCCUGUUUUAUGGGGGAAUCAUUUGGCCAUUUUUGCACACACAGGACAUGUACUUUGUAUUCGUCCAGCUGCUGUCCAGUGGUUCUGCGUGGUUUGCCAUCAUCAUCGUCGUUAUCACUUGUCUGUUUCUUGAUGUCAUGAAGAAAGUGGCAUACAGGCAUCUUUAUCCAACAAGUACAGAAAAGGCACAGCUUACUGAGACAGGAUCAGGUAUCAACUGCUUGGACUCAAUGUGCUGCUACACAGGCGGGGAGACAGCAUGCGUGCCUAUUAGAAGACUGCUGGAACGAAUGAUAGGGCGAUGCAACCCAGCCCGGUUCAGCAGAUCUUGGAGUGAAACGGAACCCUGCUAUUCAAAUGACAGAAGCAUCUUGACUCUUUCCGCCAUGGACUCUUCCACAUGCUAGCAGAGGUGGCCUCUGAGUCACAAUGUGCUUCCAGCAUUUAUUUUGUAAUUUAUGAACCUAAAAUAUGUAUGAUCUAGCAUCAGCAGACUCCAAUAUAGUUCAGAUAAUUUCUAAGAGUUUGGAUAGUUAACCUCUAUGAAUGACAUGAGACGUUACGUGGCCCAAACAGUAUGUAUAUCCUCAUAGGUUUGGAACUUCUGUUGAUAUCCAGCAUAUUGCACUUUGUAGUGUGUAGCAUUUGCAAUAAACUGAUGGCAAGUUAUUUACAGUUAAAAGAACAAACAAUUCCUGAACAUUUUUCCACAUAUUUCUGUAAAUAAGGUUUUGUUUUUGUAAGAACAUUAUUUUUGCAAAACUUAAUAUAUUUUGCAACCCAUAUGAAGUAAUAUGGUAAAAUGAGCUCCACAAUAUGCAGGCAUAUUUUGUAACAUAUAUAAAUGGUACUGUUAUUCCACAAAUGUUUUUUUGGUGAGUGCUGGCAUAGAUUGUUCCUGUGAAAAAUAUAUUUUAUAUAAUAACAUUUUAACAUAUGACGGAAAAAAAACAAAAACGUAUAUACCAUUGAUCUUAACAGAUCAAAUUUCAUAUCUUCAUGUUCAGAUAGCCCACAAAUGAACCAAAUGAAUGUUACAAUACAGAAGUCAAAAUGGGACAUCUACCAUUUACACAAUGUUAUAACCUUCUGUUAAGUUGCAAACAAAUCAUAUAUUUUCUUCACUUUUAAUUUUUUUUUUUCUGAAUAAUUGCAUACAUUUUCUUAGGAUUUGAAAUUUUGUCUUUGUUCUUCUACAUAGUAGUCUUGUUCUAACCAUCUAGAUAGAAUAUACCGUGAAUAGAAAGAGACAUUUUUCUAGGUCACAUUAAUUUGGUCUUUUCUACAACACAUUUUAAAAGGUCACUAUAGUCACCAAUACAACUUUAGCUUAAUGAAGCAGUUUUGGUGUACAGAUAAUUCCCCUGCAGUCUCAAUGCCAAAUUCUCUGCCAUUUAGGAUUUGUCGCUUUGUUUACACACCUCCCUGCAUGUGACUUGCACAGCCUUUUUAAAUACUUCCUGUAAAGAGUCAUCUAAUGUUUACACUUUCUUUAUUGCAAAUUCUGUUUAAUUUCGAAUUUCUUAUCUCCUGCUCUGUUCAUAGAUUGCUAGAUCCUGCAGGUGUCUCCUGUGUGUGAUUAAAGUUUAAUUUACAGAGCAGGAGAUACAGGUUUUAAAGUAAGCUACUGUCUGAUUGAAAGUGAAACCGUUUUGUUUUCAUGCAGCCAGGGGAGGUGUGGAGGGCAGCAUAAACAGAAACAAAACGGAUUUAACUCCUAAAUGGAAGAGAACUGAGCAGUGAGACUUCAGAGGCAUGAUCUGUAAAACAAAACUGCUUCAUUAAGCUAAAGUUUGGUGACUCUAGUAUCCCAUUGAAUAUGAAUCUGUUUUAUUGAAAAAAUGUCCCCUUCAUAUAAUGUUUUUAAAGUACCAUUGUUUGCUGCAUACUUGUUUCUCUGUUUACAUUGUAAUGAAUAUACAUAUUUAGCAAAGAUUUAUUUAUCAGUUUGUGUGUCAUAGGGCAGGCAACUAUGUUGUUCAUCCCACUGCUACUCAAAGAGUUAAAAUAUAUGGAUGAGAGGAGUUUUAUUUUGACCCUGUUGAAACAGGUUUUAUGUGUAUAUACCCAUUGCUAUUUUUGUUUCCGGCAGAAAUGACCACUUUUUAAAAACAGCGUACAUACAUUUUUAUUUGUUUCGGUCCAUUAAUUUUUGUUUUGUUUAUUAGACCACUCAUAAAUACAAGUUGGU